CGAAUAUGUUUUGUGCAAACUAACUACAAACCUAACCUAUAAAAGUUACAAGUACGAGAAAAUCUUCAAUGAUGCAUCAAAAAUAACUAAAAUACAUAUUUGUAAUCGAAAUAAUAUGAAGUGAACAAAGUUUAUUUUGUCACAAUGUUAUUUUCGAGCAUUUCGGAAAAUAUUUGUUCAUUAACAAAUAGAACAAGAUAUGCUUUAACGUCGAGUUGAAAUGGGUUCACCAAUAAUUACUGUGAGCCGGUCUCCAUUAUUUUCUCAUAGGACUCUAUUUACAUUGAUAUUUGGAAUUUCUGUUGGAUUCAGUUGUGCGUAUCUUUUAAUGAUUACAUCGGGAGUGACAAAUGUGCCAAGUUGGAUACCAUUUAGACAAUCUACUUCAGAACAUUCUGAUUUUGAAAUGCAUGAUGCGCAUCAUCAUGGUCUUUUAGAUUCUGCAUCUGGACCUGUAUUUGAAGUGGGGCAGCAUGCAAACGAUGAAGAAUUUCAUAAACAUGAAGAUGAUUCGGUGGCACAGAGUUUGAAACAGAAAGUUCGAGUUUUAUGCUGGGUUAUGACUAGUCCAAAGAAUCAUGUUGCCAAAGCAAAACAUGUUAGGAAUACUUGGGGAAAGAGAUGUAAUACUUUAUUAUUUAUGAGUUCAGAAGCCGAACCGACACUGCCUGCAAUUGCUUUAAAUGUAAGUGAAGGACGCAAUUAUUUAUGGGCAAAAACCAAACAAGCUUUUGAAUAUGUAUACCAUCAUCAUCUAGAUACUCAUGACUGGUUUUUAAAAGCAGAUGAUGACACAUAUGUGAUUGUGGAAAACUUACGAUACAUGCUAUCUGCCCAUAAACCUACAACCCCGAUAUAUCUAGGAUGUCGUUUUAAGCCAUAUGUUAAACAGGGAUAUAUGUCAGGUGGAGCUGGUUAUGUUUUAAGCAAAGAAGCAGUCAUAAGAUUUGUGGAAAGAGGUUUGAAACACAAUAAAUGCCGAAAAGAUCAUGAUGGUAGUGAAGAUGUUGAAAUGGGCAAAUGCUUGGAAGCAGUCGGUGUUAAGGCUGGUGAUAGUAGAGAUUCUUUAGGUAGAGGAAGAUUUUUUCCAUUUGUGCCUGAACAUCAUUUGAUACCAGGCCAUGUUAAUAAAGACUUCUGGUAUUGGAAGUUUAUUUACUAUCCUAGUAAAGAGGGAAUUGAUUGCUGCUCAGAUAAUGCAGUUUCGUUUCAUUAUGUUUCACCCAAUCAAAUGUAUGUAUUAGAUUAUUUAAUAUACCAUUUAAGGCCAUAUGGAAUAAAUCAUCAUUUAGAAGCCAAAAUGACAGACUCGUCCCAUAAACCAUUGCUAAAAGUAGGUACAAAUUCAACAAAUAAGGUAAAUUGAUAAGUAAACUAGGUAUGUUUCAAAUAUUUUUUAUAUAAGCUACCAUCUGAUAUUUUUAUGGAUCUGAUAUGUUUAAAAUGAGAUUUUUUUUUGAAAGAAUAAUUUUAAUUUUGUUUUUGGUCAUAAUAUACUAAACCAGCGAAUUAAUUAGUAAGUUGAAACUGUUUUAUUUGAAAAACAAA
Molecule: messenger RNA, 1548 nt
Organism: Ctenocephalides felis (cat flea)
Lineage: Eukaryota; Metazoa; Arthropoda; Insecta; Siphonaptera; Pulicidae
Product: glycoprotein-N-acetylgalactosamine 3-beta-galactosyltransferase 1-like
Exons: 8
Coding region: 221-1366 (381 amino acids)
Cellular component (GO): membrane
Molecular function (GO): N-acetylgalactosaminide beta-1,3-galactosyltransferase activity
Source: RefSeq, a predicted model, not a curated record